AUGCCUCACUCAUAUGGUAUCCGUGCUCGCACACGGUAUAUGUUUUCUCGUAAAUUUAAAGAUCAUGGAUAUCUUAAGCUUUCAACCUAUCUUAAAAUAUAUAAAGUUGGCGAUAUCGUAGAUGUCAAAGCAAACGGUGCAAUUCAAAAAGUUGGUGUUAUUAUUUAUAAACGUGUUGGUAAUAGAUACAUUGAAAAGAGAAUCAAUGUUCGUAUCGAACAUGUAAAACAUUCAAAAUGUAGAGAUGAUUUCUUACGUCGUGUUAAAGAAAAUGCAAUUAAAAAGAAAGAUGCUAGAGCUAAAGGGGAAAAAGUAAAUUUAAAGAGACAACCUGUACUCCCAAGAACUUCACGUCACGUUUCAACCAAGAAGAAUAUACCAACUACUAUUACACCAAUCCCUUACGAUACACUU
Molecule: messenger RNA, 414 nt
Organism: Entrophospora candida
Lineage: Eukaryota; Fungi; Glomeromycota; Glomeromycetes; Entrophosporales; Entrophosporaceae
Source: the annotation of a GenBank genome assembly